Molecule: messenger RNA, 2677 nt
Organism: Magallana angulata
Lineage: Eukaryota; Metazoa; Mollusca; Bivalvia; Ostreida; Ostreidae
Product: anaphase-promoting complex subunit 5-like
Exons: 3
Coding region: 240-2588 (782 amino acids)
Biological process (GO): protein K11-linked ubiquitination; positive regulation of mitotic metaphase/anaphase transition; anaphase-promoting complex-dependent catabolic process
Cellular component (GO): anaphase-promoting complex
Molecular function (GO): protein binding
Source: RefSeq, a predicted model, not a curated record
AGUUUCGAAUGAAAUAAUUGGCAAUUCGGGCGGCAAUCGGCAUGGGCCAACACACGAGGGAGCGGACAGCAGGGGUUGUUUUCUGUCUCAUAUGUACACAGUUAGGCGGCAAACGGGAUACUGUUUUGAUAUUUCGAACAUGACACAAUUUUUGAAAACAGUCGAACAGUGUGAUGACUGGUGCUGCACGGAAGUACAACUUACCUGAUGACAGAAGGUGUUGAACGGUGGGACUAACAAUGGCCGGUGUGGAUUCCCAGACUGAGCUGUUGAGGUUUGGACCGGUUGGUAAGACAGGACCCACCCACAAGGAGCAGGUGACCCCCCACAAGAUCUCCCUGCUGGUCCUGAUCUACGAGUACUGUGAACUCAAAAAGAAGCAGAAUCAACCGUUUAUAUUUGGACAGAGUAAUACCCUGGAUCCAGAGGAACGAAUCUCGGAGAGUGAGAAGCGGGACUUCAUGACCCUCAUCCUUAAACUCCUCCAGAGUCCAGACUUGCCGCUCAAAGAAUUGCUGAACCAGACUCAGAACAUCCUCAAACCCAAGAUAUUUGACGAGUUCGUGGACAGACUUAAAGAGUUCUACGAGGAGGACGUUCUCCCGCUGAUGGACUUUUUCCAGGAGCUUCACAGGAUGUUGACGGAACCCAUCACCCCAGAGAUGCCAGUCAUCAGCAGCAGUAGCUUGCUGGGUCUGUUCUUCCGCCGAAUGAUCCUCGUGUUUGAUUCCCUGUCCUUCAGCCAAGUGACUAUCCUCUACAAUCAGUUCAAGCAUUACUACGAAGAAGUGAACGGCCCUGCACAGAUAGACGAAAGUGAAAACUUUGGUGGAUCUCUGAUGGACUCUAUCACCAAGGAAACCGAGCGCCUGACAUGCAGCGCCCUAGGGAGAGAGUCCAGUCACCUUGGGGGGACAAAAUCGGAAUCAGGAGGGUACUUCUCUCACAAACAGGCAGAGUAUUUUAUAUCCAGACAAGGAUUUCUCCUACAACACAAUGAGAAAGAGGCUAUGAGCCCUAAAGAACUGCAGACACAGAUCUCCAAUAUGUUACAGUCUAAUCCUGCCUUGGCCGAGGCCCACUUUCUGAGCUAUAUGAACAAUCUCCGGGUGAAGGAAUACUGUACAGCGGUCCAUAAUCUUUUUCAUUGUUUUGACAGAAAUACAAACUUUACGGAUGUCAACCUUGCCAACAAAACGGUGGAGGAGGAUGUGAGUCGUAGAUACGCAUCACUGAACUUGGCGGGUCUUCACUUUCGGUUCGGCCACAAGGAGGAAGCUUUAGCCGCAUUACAGGAGGCGAUACGCAUGGCUCAGGAGACAAAUGAUCAUGUCUGUCUGCAGCACGCCCUCAGCUGGCUCCACCGCAUAGAAGACGCGGGAAACACAAGAACGGCCAGUCUGAUAGCCCGGUCUGUGGACAAGAGUGAAGAAAUGUCAUUACCAAACAUCACAUCUCUCAGUGUGCAGGCAUUAGCCAAGCAUAAUGCCUUCUUUACUGCUAGACCAUCCAGUGUUAUAGAGUACAUGCUGAAAAGUGACAUUCUGAAUUGUCAACAUUCUCAACCUCAUUUUAUGUGUGUAAGCUAUGCUCAGAAAGCAGCAUUGUGGCACAUGUAUGGGAAAAGGGAGAGUUCGUCCAUGUGUAGCCAGUUGGUUCUGAAUUUAGACACUUCAGAGGGUGGAAUCUAUCACAAUGGGGAGUCUGUGUGCCUGGCUCUGUGCAAUAUAGCCAGGAUAUUCGCUGAUGAAGGGAAUUACGUGCUGGCAUUAGAGGUCAUAAACAAUGCGAAACAACGGUUUCCUCCUCAAACCCAGCAUGCUCACUUGUGGAUGACUUAUGAACAAGAAAUCAUGUUUGAUAGAUCUCUAUUGAGUCAAAAAGAUGAGCUUGCUUCCCAGGCCCUCACUGGUUUACAAGCCUUGGAUGAAGAUGAAUACAAACUACGCUCUGGAAUCUUCAAAAAGGAGAAAGGUGAUGUCAGUACCGCCCUGUCUACAUUGACCAGACUUAAAGAACAUGUUACCACAAACUCACAGAAAUUCAGUCCCGAGUUUCUGUGCCGGGUAAUGCUUGCCCUUGCGGAUCUAUACAUCCAGACCGGAAACCACAUCUCUGCCACUUCUCAGAUCUUGGAGUGCAUCACAAAGUCGGAGGAGCAUCACUUGGAGUACCUGCAUUCCCUGGCGGCCGUGUAUCUGGCGUUCGUCCAGCUACUGAUGCGUCUCCCAGAGAAAGGUCUGUCUCUGCUGGACCAACACAUGGUGACCGUCCUGUCCCACGGGAGCUGUCUGGACCGGGCCAGGACCCUGUACUGCUAUGCCAGGUGCACCGUCGCUGAUGGCAACAGACUGUCGGCCACAGAUAGGAAGUCAUCGCUGUUACAGGCCAUUAAUACCAUGACUACCGUCAUCGAGUUGUUCAAGAAGCUGGAUGCUCACAUGAGAGUGAAGGACGCCACCUACUACCUGGCCAGACUUUAUCACGAGUUAGGAUAUACGGCUGAGCGUAACAAAUGUGCCUACGAGUUUAAACAGCUUGACUCCCAGUUUCCCACUCACAGCCAGGGGACAGUCCUUAGACUGUGAUGUGGAAGUUCUUGUUUUGUUUUGUCUUGUUUUUUUGUUGAUGUUAACAAUGAAUAUGAUGAACCAGUUGAAUUAAAUUAAUUACAGUA